Molecule: messenger RNA, 2728 nt
Organism: Schistosoma bovis
Lineage: Eukaryota; Metazoa; Platyhelminthes; Trematoda; Strigeidida; Schistosomatidae
Source: the annotation of a GenBank genome assembly
CACAACUAUAUUCUAUAUAUUAUGCAUUCAUCCUUCAGCUGAUUCAUCUAAAAAGUAAGGCCAAAAAUAAUGUCAGAUGACAGUGAUGCCUUUGCUAGUGCAGAUGAAAGUAUCCAUAUUAGUGUUGAAGCGAACAACCCAGUGAAAAAUCAUCUACAGUCUAAUUUUAAAGAGAACGUCGAUAAUCACGACUAUAGUAAUCCAAAUAUUUUAUCUAAGCAACUUGCAAAUCCAGCGUCAUCGACAAAAAAGUCAAAUGUAGUUGAAUCAAGAAAGAAAACUGCCAAACAAACGAAAUUACAAUCUGUGCCCAAAAAGUUUGAAAAAGUUAAUGAAACACCGUUGAAUAUCAACUCAAAGAAAAAUCUUGGAGAAGUCACAUCUGUCGGGUUUAGCGCUAAUAAAAAUGAAAAACAUGACCAACAACUUUCAUCUUUCCGUCCUUCCAAAAAGUUUGAGGGGCCAGUAAAAUGUGUAAAAUCUAAAAUGGAGAGAGUAGGUUCAAAUGAAGGGAAUAAUUUCGUAGAUAAACGAAGUGAUUUUCCGAUCAGUAAUAAAGAGGAACAAGUUAUUAAUGAUGACACCAAUAAAUGCUCCAAAGUGAGCGAAUUCAUAACUGAACAACUCCCUGUAAUAGCAGAUAUUAUAAAUCCCAUCACAUCACUUCAACUUCAUUCUGAAACAGAUAAACUUUCGACAGUUGAAUCUUCAACAGAAGUAGAUUUCACAACUUCAGUUGCUCCAAACAUCCCACGUGGUCAGGGUAAUGGGAUGAGUUCACUUGUUGUGCUAGGGGAUGUAAUAAAAGGAAAUUCACCAUAUGACGAAGUACUAAAACGAAGAGUUGAAGUACAAUCUGGAGAGGAAAGCGAAAGGAAAGUAAUAUUAGAUACAUGGAACAGUGUUUGGAAUACAUCGUGGACUAAUGACGAUGACAAUCGAGAGGAAGAUGACGACAAUGAACAGAGUGGUGGCUGGGAAGUAGACUUUCUGGAGGAAUCAGGCGAUAUAUCUGAAUCACAGUCAAGCAACAUAAAUUACUCAAUGUUUAAAAAUUCGAAGAGUCUUGACUCAACUAACAAUUCUUCAUGUGGUAGCCAGAUUUCGUCAAACAUAGAAAAGCGCGAUGUAGAACAAAAGACAAGUAGCAGCAAUUUUUCAUGGGGUUGGAGUGGUCUAUCUUCAUUCGGCCAACAAUUGACCUCUUCACUACAAGCAACUAGUUUAAAUUUAGUACAAGGAGGUGUCGAUGUUCUGGAAUUAAUCGGACGUAAAACGAUGUCUGUAUUGGCUGAAAAUGAUCCUGGUUUCAACUAUACCAAAAAGUUUUUACGUCCACCAAAUGCUAUUAAUAAUUGUCCAAAUCUUUCUAAGUUGCUGCGUGAAGCUUAUGAAUUGCAUACAUCUACCGAAUCAAGUAGUCAAAAACCCAACAAACAAAAAUGCGGUGAUUUCACUCAUCAACUGGAGUGUUCUCGUGCAUUACUUCAUUUAGAAUCAUUGGAAUUAGUUAGUGAACAAGCCAGUAAUCAAUUACACACUCGUCUAGAUUCUUUAACAAUGGAUACUACUGAUAAUGAUAAUCUAUUUGAAGCAAUAUGGACUAAUUUAAAUUUGGAUGAAGUAGAAAAUGAUGAUACUGAUGACGAAUACGAUGUGGAUAAUCACGAUCGCAGCACUGCUGCCAACAGGAUUUCUCCAACAUAUAGUUCAUAUGCAUCGAUAAUGAAGAAAUUCAAAACUAAACUCCCUAACGAUUAUAAUCUUGACAAAGAUGAUAAAUCUGAUCAACAAUUGCCAGAGAAUUUAAGUAGUCGAACUGUUCAAUUAUGGUGCAAAAUAACUGAAACAUCUGAUUGUUUAAACUCAAUUUAUCCAAAUGGACGAUUUUUAGAAGCUAUAACUAAUGUUUGGAAAAUGUGCGACUUCGAUAAGUCGGAAAAGUUAUCGACUGAAGAAAUUUACUUUCAAUCCAUUUCUUCAUUGGCACAAUUCACUUCGGCCUAUUUAGAAUAUUUACAUAAAUUCUCUGAGUGUAUUUUAGUUCACGUACAUAAUACUGAUAUAGAUUUUGUAGAAUUAUCACAAAUCUUAGCUUGCUUCUUCCGAAUCUCUGUUGAAGCUCAAGCUUGCCUUUCUCAAGAAUUCAUUAGAAAUAUAAAAAGUGUAAGUUAGAUGGUCUUCAUCCCUUGUAUGUACCAUACUUUUCAGAAUUUUAUACUUUAUCACUGAAUUUUGAAGUGUAAUCUGUCGAUUAAAAUGAGUUAAGCCACUAAUCGCAUGUACCGAGUAUCGUUUAUUAUUACUAUAUCACGUCUAUUUGACGGCCACCGUUACCUGAAUAGCUCAACAGUAAUGUCUCUGAUUGUGACAGUAGUGUCAACGUACGUUUUAAUCUCACAGAAAUCACUUUUUUACAGUUUCCAGAUGCUCCUUGUCAUGCACCAAUUAAUAAGAAAUCUACUUCAAGUGAGAGAAUCCUGCCGAUCUCCUUCAGGCACAUGCAAGGUUAAAUUCACCUGAAGCCCUCCAGAGGUUACUGCCAGUCUCAAGUGUCGGUAGAGGAGCGGGAGGGUUGGUGUUAUGUUGUCUCUUAUUACAGCCCAGCUACUCUUGGACACUACUUUACUCGACAAGUCCCCCAAAUUAGAACACGGUUGAACAGAAACGUAGUCACAUUCCAAAUAAAAAGGGUCGAUGGAAGUAGGAAUCGCAAUAAAAAAGUCAG